Messenger RNA from Xylona heveae TC161, 1024 nucleotides. Its product is annotated as acyl-CoA N-acyltransferase. The transcript has a single exon. Gene Ontology annotation, molecular function: acyltransferase activity, transferring groups other than amino-acyl groups. The coding region runs from base 384 to 959 and encodes 191 amino acids. The record is from RefSeq and is a predicted model, not a curated record. Lineage: Eukaryota; Fungi; Ascomycota; Xylonomycetes; Xylonales; Xylonaceae.
CCUGCUAUCACCGACAUGACAUUACGGAGAAAGAAUUUCUGGACUCCUCCUUUGGGGCUUAGACUCUGAGCUUUUUGGUCAUGAGUCUCUUCUUCAUGUUUUGUGAAGAAACUUUAAAUUCUAUUUAUUAUAACAUACAUCCCGCUUGAGAAUCUCUUAGAAAUACUAGUCUAUUCCUUGUUCAUGAUACUUCGGGAUAGCCCGCAAAAAUAUCAUAUAAGCCAUGCAAAGCUCAAUUGAAGCAAAUCACACAGCACCCCAAUGGGUCAUCACGCCCAGGCUAUGUCUACGACCUGUCAAGCUUUCCGAUAUAGAGGCCAUCCAUAAUAUAUGCAAGCUGGAAGAAGUAGGAAGAUGGACGUAAGAUUCCCCAUAGCCUUCUGAUGGAGCAUGAAAUUAAUUCUUCUUUCUGUUACAGAAAAAUGGGCAGAGGACUGACCUUUGCGGAAACUGAGAAUCUCGUUUCCUCUGGUCUUCUGGAAAACAAUCCAAUUGGUCAAGCAAGGAGUAUCCAUGUAGUGUUCUUGCGUCCCGAAGCCCUGAAAGGCGUCGAUGAGCACCUGCAAUCCAUUCUCGAAACCGACAUUGUAGCAACGUCGACAUCGACUAAGUCACUGGUGCCUUCUUCUGAUACAGUGAUUGGAAUUGUUGGAGCCUUCGAGCAUGCAAAAGUCGCGUACAGAUUUCACCCGGCGACUUGGGGCCGCGGAUACGCUACAGAAGCCCUCAAAGGAUUUUUGAACUGGUUUUUUGCCCGCCAUACUGAGCUUCAAAGCGUGGUGGCCAAGGUUUUCGAACAUAAUAUCGCGAGCGGCCGGGUUUUGGAGCGCUGCGGAUUCAAGUACGAGGGCCAGGAGCAGUCUCAAAAUCUUUGCAAAAGCGAUCCACUCACUGUAUUGUUAUACAGAAAGUUCAGAGACCUAACCCCCGAGAAGCAAGAGAGUUCAACCUUGAACUAAAAGCAUUGGUCGAGCCGUUUAUUUGGAACUGCAAAAAGCAUUAUCCUUCAAGAGUAUCGUUCAAU